AUGGCGCUCAAGCAUUUUCUGCAGCCUCUCUCGCGUACACCCAGUCCACGACAUGUCUUGUCCAAGUCUUCGGCAACGGCACGCAUCCGACGUGUUAGGAUACAUACCUCAUCCUCUGAGUCUGCUCAUCAGUAUGACGAGGAAUCCUUCAGUGAGGAGACAUUGCGACGGAAGCGGCGGACGGAGUGGAAACGACGGCAAGGCGGCCAAACAUUCCUCGACCAUGUAGUAGUUCAUAUCCGUGGAGGCAGAGGGGGCGAUGGCUGCGUUGCUUUUCACCGCGAGAAAUUUAUGCCAUACGGGCCACCUUCUGGCGGCAGUGGUGGACGUGGUAGUGACGUAUAUAUCAUGGCCACCCCGCAUCUCACAACUCUGUCCUCCGUACCGACCCGAAUACGUGGUCACGCGGGGGGUAACGGCCAGGGUACUUGGCGAAACGGGAAGAAUGCGCCGCCACUUGUGAUCAAGGUCCCGCUCGGUACCAUAGUACGCGAGCUGCCACGCGACGACUCGAGGCGGAGCCAGGACGAGUACGAAGCAGAGGCUGAAGCACUCGAGGGACUGGAGCCGGAGGAGCGCAAAAAGAAGCUUCGAGAAAGGCGGUGGGUGCACUACCCCACCUAUGAAGAUGACAACGUUCAACGCAAUGAGUUCAAGGAGGCAGAGAGAGCGCUAUAUCGGGAGGAACGUGAGCGGCGAUUCUUGCGGAGACAACGCGAACAACAAGCAAUAUACUUGGACCUCGACAAGCCUGAUGGCGAAGAGGCGAUUGAUCCGAAUGCACCUCUGGGUACUCGGCGUCAGGAGAAUUUGGGUCAUCUCAUAGCAGCGGGCGGCCCUGGCGGUGUCGGCAACCCACAUUUUCUCUCAACCACGAAUCGUUCACCGAAGUUCGCGACGAGAGGUUACGAUGGCGAGCGAAUCUCUUUGUCGUUGGAGCUAAAGCUGCUGGCGGACAUUGGGCUUGUCGGUAUGCCGAAUGCCGGAAAGAGUACGUUACUGCGUGCGCUCUCUGGAGGUCGCGCAAAGACCGAGGUUGCCGGGUAUGCGUUCACAACGCUGAAUCCGGUGAUGGCAGUUAUACGAGUCACCGAUGACGGCAGCUUUGAGGGCUCGGAAGGCCGGGUGUAUGAGGAGACGUGGGUAGAAGAACAGCGCGAGAAGGAGUUGAUGGAAAGCGGAGCACUGGCCGACGCUUUCACCAGGAAUCAGCGGACACAUGAUGAUGAUAGCUCCGACAGGGAUCCAUACGUUUCUCUGGAGGGUUUCAGAUUUACCGUCGCAGACAAUCCCGGUCUCAUCGCGGAGGCAUCGUCGAACGUCGGCCUAGGUCACUCAUUCCUGCGAUCUAUCGAGCGCUCUCUCGCGCUCGUGUACGUAGUUGAUCUCUCCUCGCCUGCGCCAUGGGACGAUCUCCGCGUGCUCAAGAAUGAGAUUGAAAAAUAUAAACCUGGGAUCAGUCCUAAAGCCCGUAUGGUGCUCGCGAACAAGGCAGAUUUGCUGGGAGGACAAGCAGACGAUGAUGCUGUUCAGGUCGCGAAAGAAAAGUUAAAGCAACUCGAGGAUUUUGUUCAGCGCGAAAUGGUGGUGGAGAUGCAGGAUAUCGCGGGGAACAUUAUUGGAACUCGCAAGCUGGAUGUGGUUCCGAUAUCAGCGAAGUACAGUUUGAACUUGCGCAAGGUGGUAGGCCUGAUGCGUGGAUAUGUGGAAGAGGCGAGAAGCGGUAUUCAGUCUUCGCCAGAGAUCCAAUAA
Fibroporia radiculosa is the source of this 1752-nucleotide messenger RNA. RefSeq lists its product as uncharacterized. Lineage: Eukaryota; Fungi; Basidiomycota; Agaricomycetes; Polyporales; Fibroporiaceae. Gene Ontology annotation, cellular component: mitochondrion. Gene Ontology annotation, molecular function: GTPase activity; GTP binding. The transcript has 3 exons. The record is from RefSeq and is a predicted model, not a curated record. Bases 1 to 1752 code for a protein of 583 amino acids.